CAAUUCGACCCCUUGAAAAACCAGUCCCUUGAAAGACUGGUAAAGCAUCAGAUCAGGAGAUUUGGUAUUUAAUUUUGUGACGAGCCAUUUAAAAGCAAGUUUGAAGCAUGAAGACAACGACACCAGUCACCGCCAGCAGGCGACGAUCUCAAGCACCUGGGACACCGAAUCGCUUGGCAACCCUAUAUGGCCUGCUGCUACUACUGCUGCUGCUGCUUACGAGUGAUGCACUAUCGCAGGAAUCGUCCGAAAAUGAGCAGCCACCCAACAUCGUGUUCAUUCUGGCGGAUGAUUUGGGCUGGAACGAUGUGGGAUUUCACGGAUCGGCCCAAAUUCCGACGCACAAUCUGGACGCCCUAGCUUACUCCGGUAUCAUUCUGAACCGGUACUACGUGAACCCGAUCUGUACACCAUCCCGGUCGGCGCUAAUGACUGGAAAGUAUCCGAUCCAUACCGGCAUGCAGCAUUCGGUACUGUACGCAAUGGAACCACGAGGACUGCCGCUCACGGAGAAGCUACUACCACAGUAUCUACAGGAACUGGGCUACACCAACCACAUCGUCGGUAAGUGGCACCUCGGCCAUUACCAGCUACGCUACACACCGCUCCAACGCGGUUUCGAUAGUCACACCGGAUUUUGGACCGGGCAUCAGCAUGCAAACGAUCAUACGGCGGUCGAGCAUGGCCACUGGGGACUCGAUAUGCGCCGGGGUUACGAUGUGGCGUACGAUCUGCAUGGACAGUACACAACGCACGUGCUGGGAGAGGAAGGAGUCCGGAUAAUCGGGCGCCAUAACACAAGUCAACCGCUUUUCCUAUACGUCGCCUACGGAGCCGUCCAUUCGGCGAAUCCGUACGAUUUUCUACCCGCACCCGAUGAAACAGUCGACGAAUUGGCCGAUAUCGUAAACUACAAGCGCCGAAAGUUUGCCGCCAUGAUGGUGGAGUUGGAUCGAACCGUAGGCUCGCUGGUGCAAGCACUGCACACACGACAAAUGCUAGAAAACACAAUCAUUGUGUUCAGCACCGAUAACGGUGGUCCCGCCGAGGGUUUCAACUACAAUGCGGCCUCCAACUGGCCACUGCGGGGUGUCAAGAAUACACUCUGGGAGGGUGGUGUCCGUGGGGCGGCAUUCAUUUGGAGUCCUCUGUUGAAGAAGCGACACGCCGUAUCACAGCAAACGAUGCAGGUGUGCGAUUGGCUUCCGACACUGUACGAGGCUGCAGGAGGUAACCUUAGUGCGUUACCAGAAGAUCUGGAUGGCAUAAGCGUGUGGAAGGAGCUUAAUACCGGUGAACCGACGGCACGCAUCGAGAUCCUCCACAACAUUGACGACAUCUGGCAGAGUGCCGCCCUUACCGUGGGUAGUUGGAAGAUCGUCAAAGGCACACAUUACAAUGGUACCUGGGACGGCUGGUAUGGACCGGCCGGGACGAGGAAAGAAACGGCCUAUCCCUUAGACGCCAUCUUGAACAGCACCGCGGGUCUUGUGUUGAGCAAAGUGAAAGUACUUCCGACGAAGGAAACGAUUCUACAACUCCGGCGUGCGGCCACGGUGUCCUGUGGUACGGGUGCCCACAUGGCGAACCGCUGCGAGCCACAGGCAAACACCGUGUGCCUGUUCGACCUGGAGGUGGAUCCGUGCGAGUACAACAAUCUAGCGGACACCCAUCCGCACAUCGUGCAAAGUUUGCUUGCCCGGUUGGCCGAUUACAACAGCACGGCGAUCCCACCAGCAAACAUGGGGGACGAUCCUCGAGGAGAACCUCGUCUUUGGAACUACACGUGGCACAAUUUUGGCGACGAACCGGUACCGGAGGUAUUGACGGUGAAGGAUUUGUGAGAAAAAAUUUCGGCAUUUAGAUGGCACCACGCGUGUGGU
Molecule: messenger RNA, 1883 nt
Organism: Anopheles darlingi
Lineage: Eukaryota; Metazoa; Arthropoda; Insecta; Diptera; Culicidae
Product: arylsulfatase B-like
Exons: 3
Coding region: 108-1844 (578 amino acids)
Source: RefSeq, a predicted model, not a curated record